UUCACUCUUGGUUCUGAAGCUCCUUCGUUUCUUUCCCCCCUUUCUCCCUCCAUUUCUUUCAUUCACAGAAACUCAGCCAAAAAAACCUAGCACUGUAAGCCUACACCACCGCCGCCGCAAGGAGUGACAUACUGCCGCCGUCCGUCCGUCUAUCUAGCUUCCCUCGUGCUCCAAGUCUUCAACCCCCGUUCGCUGUCACCGAUCGCAGCUGCUUCCUCGAGCUCGGCGUCCGUCGUCUUUGUCUGCUCAGCCGCGCUUCCGCCGCCGUUGGUUGCCGUUAACGUUCGCGUCUUCGUUCAGCCGUCAUCUUCGUUCGCGUUCUUCGCCGUUCAAGUUUGCUCGGCGUUCACCGUUCGGGUUAGCGUUCGUCUGGAAGCCACGUUGCCCUGGUUCAAACUCUGCGACCAACCCGCGCGCUCCACCUAGCCGUCGAACUGUUCUCUUUUGUCGCCGCCGAAAUUCUGAGGUAUAUAAGAAUUAAGAAGGAAGACUAUUUUAACGUUUUCAGUCAUGAGUUUGCUUGAAGUCAUUAAAAAUGCUUCAAUCAAUUCGAAGCCACUUGAUUCUCCAUUGGAUUAUCCUAUUGUUCUGAACCCUGAUACUAUUAUACCUAACUUGAAGCCUGAACAAGAAGACGCAGCGGCCUUGUGUCUUGUAAAACCUCUUAGUGGAUGGAAAAUUUCGCAAGCUGAUGCCGAACUCAUUGACAUUGGGAAGAAGUUCUUUAUACAGCUAAAGGCAAAGCUCAAGAGUGGUAAUAGUUUGGAGAAGGAUGAGUUUAUUGGUGAUUUGAAUUCCUAUCUGAAUAGCAUCGCUGAGAAAAUAGGUGUUUCGAUUGCUAUUAAUCCAUCUAUGCCCAAUUAUACUAAGUUCUUGAUUGACAAGGUUGGAUAUUUUAUGGGUAAGGAUGUUGUUGUUGUUGUUUUGGAUGUGUGCAUUUCGUUUGAUAUUUGGGAUAUAGUUGAGGCUUUGAUUGAGCAUGGUGUUAUUAAGCAUUCUUGUCAUUCGGGCUUGGUUACUAGGUUAGUUGAAAAGAAGAGGUCCGAUUUGAUAUGUACGUGCAUUAAGCACGCGUUUGAUCUCGGGUCAUCUGAAAUACUCAGCAUUCUGAGGUAUUUUCUUUCUCCAUCCAAAGAUGCUUAUGAUAGUAUGAUAACUGUGAAGAAGGAAUGGGAGAACCAAGCACAGUUGGCCAUUGAUGGAAUUAGUGAUAGCAGUUGGAACAAAAAGAAUCUGCUUGUGGCAAAGGAGGCUUCCAUUUUGCUUAUGGUAGCUUAUGAUGGUUUCUCUGCAUCUGAGAUUUGUUUGCAUUAUCUACUAGCAUCGUCAAACUUCAAUGAUGUGCUGUUAUCAUCUUCCUUCAGUAAGUUGAAUGGCAAAGAGUUGAUUAACUUGAUUCGCUAUUUAUCGAAGUGGCUAAAGAAGUACGAGAGGUUUCCUCAAGCCGGUCCCUGCCCUGAAGCUACAGCAGCUUUGGGUUUGACGGUUUGCGAUUGGGUUCCUAAACUCGACGAUGUUGUGAAGUUUCUUGGUUUUGUGCUUGAUGAGAACUUUUCUUCGUUGGUAUUGCAUCCGGAGUUUCAUGAGCAGCUAAGAUUAAUUGAGGAAGUGGUUAGUUCUUUGACUGCUGAAUCCAAGUGUUGUUUUUUGAUGGCUGAUGUGGUGAACAAACUAAAGAUGGAAGUAAAAGGUGGAAAUACGUAUGAUCUUUUUUGAAACUUAGUUGUUCGAUUUUGUUAUGUUUUAUCCAUUUUGAUAGAAUAUGAAGACGUGUCUGAAGUGUGAACUGAUAAUCAAAUGAUCAAAUCAUUGUAAUUUUUGGUCUAUGAUCUCGACUGCAAUUCAUUUAGAGGUUAUCUAUUCUCACGUGCUUUUUUAUUUAAGAAUUAUUCCUUGUGGUGUUCAUUAGUAGUCGAUUUCUUGGAUUCGCUA
Molecule: messenger RNA, 1932 nt
Organism: Arachis ipaensis
Lineage: Eukaryota; Viridiplantae; Streptophyta; Magnoliopsida; Fabales; Fabaceae
Source: RefSeq, a predicted model, not a curated record